Anopheles cruzii is the source of this 4038-nucleotide messenger RNA. RefSeq lists its product as uncharacterized. Gene Ontology annotation, biological process: regulation of transcription by RNA polymerase II; negative regulation of DNA-templated transcription. The coding region runs from base 1 to 4038 and encodes 1345 amino acids. Gene Ontology annotation, molecular function: transcription corepressor activity. The transcript has 5 exons. NCBI's taxonomy places the organism in Eukaryota, Metazoa, Arthropoda, Insecta, Diptera, Culicidae. Gene Ontology annotation, cellular component: transcription regulator complex; histone deacetylase complex. The record is from RefSeq and is a predicted model, not a curated record.
AUGGACAACAGUCUGCAGCUCAGCCAGAACAAGCUGUCCACAACCGCAACGACGGCGAGGGCCGUUGUUAGUGCACCGACGUCGUCGUCAGCGUCCAUAGCGGCGGCCUCAACGGUUGCGUCAUCGGCUGCCACCGCACCCACCGCCAUCACCAUCACCAGUCUGAUGAGCAGCAACGGUGGUAGCGGCUUUAGCAAAGUGCUGACCAGCGCCAGCGCCAGUAACGGCAGUGUCGGAAGUGUCGAUCCUAAUGGACCGCCCAUAACGCCGGUGUCAUCCGCAACGGCGACGGUGCCAGCGAGUCCAGCGGUCAGUGCGGUUACGGGGACGGGGAGUACGGCGCCCGUCGCGAGUGGGGCCAAGCUCGAGCAGAAACCGGUCGAGUGCAAUCUGUGCCACCGGAAGUUCAAAAAUAUUCCCGCCCUCAACGGCCACAUGCGGCUCCACGGGGGCUACUUCAAGAAGGACUCGGAGACGAAGAAAUGUGAUAAGAAGGAGCACACCGGACCACCGCUGCAGACGGCGAGCGUCGGGGUGCGGGCCCUGAUCGAGGAGAAGAUCAUCAACAAGCGGAGCAAGGAUUUGAAGAAUCUAUUAUUGAAGGGUUCGUUCGUCGUGCCGGCCCCGCCGCUGACCGCCCGGCGGCUGAUCGAAGCCAGCGAAGCAUUCCUCUCGCCCAAGCCCGGCACCCAGGUCGCCAUCGUGUCCACGCAGAAUGGCACCACCCAGAUCAUCAACACCGGCACCCUGCACUCGGCGAAACCCACGACGAUCCUGGCGGCCGGAUCCUCCAGCGUUGCUCCCACCGUAACGGUCCACGGUGUCACGACGACCACGACCGCCGGCACCAUAAUGACCACGGGCUCCGGGACGACCGGGACGGAGCUGAAAGACGCCACGCUGAUUGCCCUGCUCAAGCGGGGCACUAAGGUGGCCGUGAAGCGGGCCGUUACAUCGUCCGACUCAACGGCCGGAUUGCUGAAUGUCCAGACGCACCCGACACCAACCCUGGUGGCCUCGUCCGCCGAAGCGACCCAGCUGAUCGGUGCCCAGACGGUCGUCCUGCCUGCGACGACGACGACGACGGCGACUUCGACCAUUGCUCCGUGCAAGUCCCUGACGACCGUGAGACCCGCCAGCCUGAUCCCCGCUACGUCGGACAGUAGUCCCCUUUCGCUCACCAUAUCGCAGACACCGACGAGCGCGCCCGGAGAUGUGUUCACCCUUGCCUACUCCACCGACUCCGGUGGGGCCACCACGUUCUUCAGCGACAGCGAUGUGUACAACGUGAGCGACACGGCCAUGCUACUGCAGGCCGUGGACUCCAUCCAGCUGCUGCAGGACUCGCCGUCCACGGAGCCACUCGACGAGAUUGCGCUCUCCGACUACGGGCCCAUCGGCGAACAGGAGUUUACGCCAUCGCGCCAGAUCCAGGCCGUCCUCGACUCACCACUCCCGGAGAGCCUGGCCGAGUUCGGUGCCCUAAACGCGAAGGACUUUGUCUUGUACGAAACGGCCACCACUUCUGGGGGCGCUUCCGGCGGCGGCGGCGGCGGGAGCACCGUGGCCAAUGGUCUGCUCCAGUCACCUGGCCCUGGGUCCCACAUCUCACCGCUGCCCUCACCGCUCGCCUACCCAACGCCUCCGGCAUCGCACGAGGCCGUGGCGCAGGCAUCGCCUUUCCUGGACGACUCGCGCCACUUCACCGACGCCGGCUCGUUCUUCGACGACAAGCGCAACCAGGGCUUCCUGGACGAUGGGUUCUUCAAGAGCGAACCCAAGGACGUCGCCGACAUCAAGCUGUCCGACAGCGACAAGAUACUGGCGCUGAAGCACGAGCUGCUCGACGAGAACCACCACCACGAGCUGUUCCGGGCGAACAAGAACAUCCUGGACGAGCACUGCGAGCUGUUCAAGUCCGAGGACAGUUUCUUCGCCGAGCCGAAGCCAUCGCCCGCGGACGGCACGUCCAAGAUGAACCUGGACUUUCUGGAUGACGCGCAGGUAUUCAUCGAGGAAACGCGCAACGCCGCGUCGCCCCUGUCGAAUGCGUUCUUCAGCGCGACCAUGUCGUCGGCGGAGGAAGUGAAGGAAGCGCUGGAGGAGGUGCUCCCCAACGACGACGAUAUCGGCGUGACGGAGAGCGACAUCGAUCUGUACUACCUGAACGGGCUCAGCUCGCUCCAGUCGCAGAUGAUGCCCAACUCGGACGAUCCGUUACUGUCGUCGUCGCCGAAGGACUUUGCCCACCGUCAGCACCAGAAGUUUCUGUUCGAGCAAAGCCAGACGGCACAGCAGCAGCAGCAACUUCAGCAUCAUCAGCAGCAGCAUCAGCAGCAGCCGUCACAGCUUCGUCAACAACCAGCGCAGGCGAACGCCUGCAUGCCACCGAGUGCCAAAAAACUGAAGCCUUGCGUCGAGGACGCGAGCAAAGCUCCGCUCACCGUGCAAACCGAGCCGAUCGCCAAGGACACGGACAGUGUUUUUCUCAGCCCGAGCAGCCUCUCCUCGCACAGCUCAUCGUCGUCGUCAUCCUCUUCAUCCCUCUCGUCGUCAUCGGGCUCGCCGAAACUUCAGCACGCGCUCCUGGGCAACGGCAGCAGCAUUGUGUGGCCACGGAAGCGCUCCCAGAUGGCGGCCGCCGGAAGUUCCGGUAUCGCUGCGCAAGCGCAGCGCAAACCGGCGAUCUACCUAUCGAAGCUGCGCCGCUCUACUACCUCCCUGCCGGCCGCGCACUACACGCCGUCGCCGAUGCUGAACCCGGAGCGAUCCGGCACGACCGGCCUUUACGCGACGAUGAUCCCCAUCAGGUCCCAAACAGGAGCCACGGACAGCGACCUGGACUCGACGAUGGACAGCAGCAAUGACAUUUUCUCGGAACCGCCACUACCGAUACGGCCCCGGAUCAACCUCGGCCCGGACUAUCAGGCCACCCUGCCCGACUGUGCCCCACGCCCGCACCAGAACCAGCACCACCAGCAUCACCAUCAUCACCAUCAUCAUCACUCGUACCACGCCGUCAGCCAACCGCAACAGCUUUGGGAUCCUUCGGUGGCGCUGAACGAGCGCCAGAUACAGCGGUUCGUGGAGCUGGCUCGCUCGUCGGCGGCGCCCCUCGGGUGCCACACGGAGGAGCACGCCCUGAAGGCCCUGCUGGACGCCCAGGGUGAGGUGCACAUCGCGAUACUGAGCAUGCUCCAAGGGACGCCGGCCAGUAUCCACCGGCGGUGGACGGCGACCGAGAUCGAGCAGUUCAUCCACGGGCUGGAAAGCUACGGGAAGGACUUCCACCGGAUCGCGGCCGAGCUGCUGCCCGACAAGGCGACGGCCGACUGCGUGCAGUUGUACUACUUCUGGAAGAAGCUCUGCAUCGACUACAAACACGCGCCGGUCCCGGUCCCGCACCGGCUCGUUGGGGACGUUGGGCUGAUGUCGUCCAAGUAUGUCGCGUCCUCUCCGUCCCCACCGUCCCCGCCGCCGCUGCCGACGGCCACCGACGACGGCCACCACCACCUGAUGCUGCUCGAUCACCGGGAGUACACUAGCCGACCACCACCACCACCAACGAACCUCGCUACCUCGAAGCUGCACCAUUCGAGCCAUCCGACCUCGGUCUCGGGAGCUGGCAGCCAGCCACCGGCGGCAACCAACGGCACCUCUGGCAGCAGCAGCAGUACCACCAGCGAUGUCCGACCGCAUGUCUGUGAGGUUCCCGACUGUUCAGCGAGCUUCUCGUCGAAAGCGGCCCUCCACGGUCACAUCCGUAUCCACUGUAUCGGGCGCAGCCACAGCGCAGUUCCAAAUGGUAAUUUCUUGAGUGCCGCCGGUAACCCCAUUAACCCUAACCUCAUACCGACAAAGGAUGACUAUCCCUGCAAGGUGUGCGGCAAGGUAUUCAAUAAGGUAAAAAGCCGAAGCGCCCACAUGAAGUCACACCGACCGCAGGAUGCAAGCGAUCAGCUGCAACAUCAGCUGCAGCUACACCAACAGCAGCAACAGCAGCAGCAGCAACAACAGCAGGCUCACGAUCGUGAAUAA